UGCAUGUCUUUAGACUGGGGGGAGGAAACCGGAGUACCCGAAGGAAACCCCUGCAGCACAGAGAGAACAAGCGAGCUCCGCACACACAGGACAGAGGCGGGAAUCGAGUUAAAUUUUCAUGAUUAUCAUGAGAACAAAUGCCAGUGUUUUAUAUAUGGAGUCCAGUGUAUUAAAUACUGUUUUUGAUGUAGUUUGAGAUCAGACAUUCAUCAGCACGUUUACAACAUUCAUCACAUUUUCUCUUUAUCCACACUGCAACAUUUCUAAGCUCAAGCAGUUUUUGUGGCCUUCAUGUGUUUUUUAUUCCUUGGUUUCCGUUAAUGUUUUCUUCCUUGUAAACUGAAGAAUCACGUAAUACUAGGUGUUUUUUCUGUGCUUAAUGCCUUCUGUGGCCUUUUGUUUCCCCAAGCCAUGACAUCAUAUUCAUUGAGCUGUCAAUCAAACUUGGGGGGCGUGCUUAAUUUCUAAACUAUAAAAACAUCUGAGUUGCCUGACCUAUAAUUCAUUUCACCAUAAUGUAACAGAGACUUUUACAUUUUUUUAAUGCAUGUAUUCAUGAACCUGACGGAGUUUAACCAGUCUGAUCUCUGUGAGCAUUUCUCCUGUCCAGAGAGAUCUGGAUCUCCUGCAGUUUAUAUCUUACUGUACGUGUGUUCAGCUGCUGUGGUUCUUCUAACAGUGUGUGGAAAUCUUCUCGUCAUCAUCUCUGUUCUUCACUUCAAGCAGCUUCACACUCCAACAAACCUGCUCGUGCUCUCUCUAGCGGUGUCGGAUUUCCUCAUCGGAGCUUUAGUGAUACCGCCGGUGUUAAUCUGGGCCGUUGAGUCAUGUUGGAUUUUUGAUAAGCGGUACUGCAUCAGUUUUUUGAUGACUGGUUAUAUUCUCACGAGCCUCUCCAUCUAUAAUAUUGCUCUGAUCGCUAUGGAUCGGUAUUUGGCUCUCUCAAACCCCUUCCUCUACAUGAACAGAAUCUCUAGGAGAACUAUGAGCAUUGUGGUUUUUUCCAACUGGUGUGCUUCUCUGGUGUAUAACAUAUCACUCUGUUAUUUUAACAGAAGCUUCACACGUUCUGUAAUGUGUCCUGGAGAAUGUUAUCUUUUUCUAAAUGAGAUUUGGUCUGUAAUUGACCUUGUAAUAACGUUUAUAUUUCCACUUUCUGUCAUAAUCAUAUUGUAUACUCUAGUUUUUGUGAUUGCUAAGAAACAUGCCACUGCUAUCAGAGAGCUUAAUAAUCACACACGGCCUAAAACACAGAAAAUCACCUCACACUCGAUGAAAUCUGAGAGAAAAGCAGCUAAAGUCCUGGGCAUUUUAGUGUCUGUGUUUCUGAUGUGUUUACUUCCGUAUUUUAUUUACAGUUUAUUAGGUGAUGUUAUUGAACUACAGACAGAAACAUUUCUAAAAGUCUUUAUUGUGCUUUAUCUUAAUUCCACCAUUAAUCCUGUUAUUUAUGCUCUGUUUUACCCGUGGUUUAGGAGGUGCAUUAAAUUAAUUAUAACUCUGCAAAUAUUCCAAACUGACUCUGCUUUAAUAAAUGUUCUUUCAUGAAGGUGUUUUGGACAAUGUGUAUGGAUGUAUAUACAAGAACACUGACACUCAGCAGGGUUCAAAAGUCUGAGACCACAAUGAGAAAAUUUGGGAAGUUUUUCUUUUUAUUUAAACCUGGAAUUAAUCUAAUUAUAUACAUUUUAGAACAAAGAAAGGAAAUGUUCCAUAUCUUGAAUGUUCAGUAUUCAUGAUUCUGCAUUUAUAGGUCACGAUUUAAAUCCAAGCAAAUUUGUGAUAUUGAUCUUGUUAAUUUUAUAUAAAAAGUCAGAGUCUUAUCCUUUCCAUUCAAGCAUGUGUUCAGACAGGUUUUGCAGAAACUUUGGAAACACUUGUGGAGUCCAUGCCAGCGUGAGUACACACUGUGAUUAAAGCAAAAACGGGACAUACCAAACACUAAGAAAUUCUGAUAUUCAUGUAAAUAUUUACAAGAUUCUACUUUUCAGUAGAAAAGUUAUUGCUGAUAAUAUAAUUUCUAAUAAAAAUGCUGGUAUUCAAUGUAAAAUAAAAGCAUUUUCACUAGUGGUCUCAGACUUUUGGACCCUUCUUCAAUGAAAAUCGAUGAUGAAAAUUACUCACUAAUUAUCUAGUCCCUUUUACUGAUGUUGGUGCCAUCAUCAAUCUUAUUUUGUUAGAUCUCAGUGCAGCUUUUGACAUGGUUUUCCAUAGAAUUCUGCUCUUAUGCCUCUCGCUAUUUGUGGCAUGGCUCAGCUUUGAUUUGCAUCUUACCUCUCAGAUAGAUAGUACUAUAUAACCAUUGGUAAACAUACAUGCUCUUUUGCCCCUGUUAUACACGGUGUCCCUCAAGGUUCAAUCCUUGGUCACCUCCCUUUCUCUGUAUGUCAGAUUCCUAUUGGCCAGAUCACUGGUGGAAAAUGCCCUUAGCAUCCACUGUUAUGCAGAUGACACUCACGUUUAUCUCGGUUCUACAUCCACCACAGUUCUUUUUCCCACUUUAUUCACAGAAUGUAUUCAUUCAUUCAGUCAUUUUGCUUCCACGUUUCCAGUGGUGGUCAGGGUGAGAAGGUUUAGAAGGUCAGCCCAGACAACACUAUUCCUGGACACAGAUUCCAGCUCCUCUUGGUGAAUCCCUGGAUAUUCCCAAGUCAAUUGUAUUUAUGAUCUGAAAUUAUGGAUUGAUUCCUUCCUUUAUCCUGACAAAACUGAAGAAAAAAAAAUUCAGUUUACAGAUGACAUUCGUAUCAUCGACAAAACACUUUCAUUUGUACCCAGUAGUGGGUCAUUCAUGGAAAUCUCCUUUUAUCAGCUGUA
Molecule: messenger RNA, 2817 nt
Organism: Ictalurus punctatus (channel catfish)
Lineage: Eukaryota; Metazoa; Chordata; Actinopteri; Siluriformes; Ictaluridae
Product: trace amine-associated receptor 13c-like
Exons: 1
Coding region: 544-1548 (334 amino acids)
Biological process (GO): G protein-coupled receptor signaling pathway
Cellular component (GO): membrane
Molecular function (GO): trace-amine receptor activity
Source: RefSeq, a predicted model, not a curated record